Messenger RNA from Serpula lacrymans var. lacrymans S7.9, 595 nucleotides. RefSeq lists its product as uncharacterized. The record is from RefSeq and is a predicted model, not a curated record. Bases 43 to 261 code for a protein of 72 amino acids. Lineage: Eukaryota; Fungi; Basidiomycota; Agaricomycetes; Boletales; Serpulaceae. The transcript has 6 exons.
AUAUGGCAUGGAUAAGCUGUAUCGUAAUUGAUUCGGACCAAAAUGUCCACUCAUUACAUACGUACGAUCCGUGAUAACAAAUAUCAGGAAAUGUGCCGCGCGUGGGUCACGAGGCACAUGAGGGUACAAGCCGCGAUCAUUACAGUGUACGAGGAAGACAAUCCAUCUGCAACUCCGCCGAAAAAAAUAAACUAUCCAAUAACGUGGCUGAUUCUUCCGUCUUUCUUUUUACAAGCCUACAAACGACAACCAACGUCCUAAUAUCAUGAGCGGUUGGAUUUCUGAAGGUAAUCUCCAUGCACUGUUGGAGAUGGGCCGCUUCAAUACCUAUCGCCUUCUUGCGCUGAGGAUGUGCGUGCCCAAGGAUUCCUGAUUAAAUUUUCUUUGACAUGUCUCCGUGAUAUGUCUAAUUGUACCAUGUCCAGAUACAUUCCCAACGAUUCAAGAAUACAAGGAAAGAUCUGAUCGACGAAUCGCUCUGCUUCAUGAUGUUGUCUCGAUAGGCUCAACAAUUUUCAUUAUACUUCACAGGACCAGCUAGUCAUUCUCACGAAUUUGGGCCACUGAAGAUCCCCUCGCCCAACGUCAGCCUAAU